This is a messenger RNA of Macadamia integrifolia, 1488 nucleotides long. RefSeq lists its product as uncharacterized. The transcript is spliced from 6 exons. Gene Ontology annotation, cellular component: chloroplast. NCBI's taxonomy places the organism in Eukaryota, Viridiplantae, Streptophyta, Magnoliopsida, Proteales, Proteaceae. The coding region runs from base 151 to 1329 and encodes 392 amino acids. The record is from RefSeq and is a predicted model, not a curated record.
GGCCAGAAAUUGAUUUUGAUCGUCUGAAGCUUAAUAUUCUUACAGGUCAAGAAGUCUCCAGAAAAAUUAUCUAAUUAACUGAAACACAACUUGAAGAAAAUAAGCGCAUAAUAGUGUGAAAUCAAGCAGCAGAGCCGAGGAACCGAAUCAAUGGCUACGGCUUCUCUCCUUGAAGCGAUGUCAUUCGUCCAGGGGGAGUCGAAGCCUUCGUCUUUGAAAUGGAAUCCUCUGCUACAGAAUUUCCCAGCGCAGGUACAUUUUCGAUUGACAACGAACAAUGCACGCUUCAUCAAAGCUUCAAAAUUAAGCGUUAAAUGCGCGUUGUACUCGAAGAAAUGGACAACAGCGCCGGUGAAUGGAGAGAAGAAUUGGAACCCACUUGAAGGAUUGGUAGAGGCCGUCUUAAAGGCCAUUAGAGCAUUACAGAAACCAGCAAUAGCUGCAAUCUUGUUAGGGUUACUGUUGACGUACGACCCAAAUUCAGCUUUAGCGGCUUCAGGAGGGAGGAUGGGAGGGCGGGCGUUCUCGUCGCAUUCGUCUUCUUCGUCGAGUAGCUAUUCGACACAGAUGGCAAGCCCUAGUUUUUCGACCUCGUUGCCGUAUUACGCUCCUAUGCCGUUUGGCGGUGGAGGAUUUUAUGCAGCACCGGCGGUUGGAGUGGGAGUCGGCGUAGGUUCGGGUUUCAAUAUGAUUUUGAUUGGUUUUGCUGCAUUUAUUUUGGUAUCGGGAUUUCUUUCUGAUCGGUCAGAGAAUGGUGUUUUUACUGCUACCCAGAAAACAAGUGUUCUCAAGCUUCAGGUAGGGUUAUUGGGCACGGCGCGUUCAUUGCAAAGAGAUCUUGAUCGGAUAGCCGAAGCUGCAGACACAUCCACGACGGAGGGUUUGAGUUAUAUGUUGACAGAGACCACAUUAUCUCUACUUCGCCAUCCUGAUUAUUGCAUCUCUGGUUAUUCAUCUUUGGAUGUGAAGCGAAGCAUUGAGGAUGGAGAGAAGAGGUUCAAUCAACUGUCCAUUGAAGAAAGAGGGAAAUUUGAUGAAGAGACACUUGUCAAUGUGAACAACAUAAAAAGGAAAUUCAGAACAAGCCAAAGGGCUAGUGGAUUCAGUAAUGAGUAUAUAGUGAUAACUGUACUGGUGGCUGCGGAAGGAGUUCAUAAGCUACCUUUCAUCAAUGGUAGUGCAGACUUGAAGGAGGCCUUGCAAAAACUGGGUUCCUUUCCCUCCAGAAAAACUCUGGCAGUGGAGGUGUUGUGGACUCCUCAGAAUGAAAGUGACACACUGUCAGAGCGGGAACUUCUUGAAGAUUACCCACUUUUAAGGCCUCUGUAAGGAUCAAUAAUCAGUUUAACCUUGUAUUAGUUGUGAAAUAGGUAUGAGAUAGAGUGCUUAUGAUCCAAGUGGCAUCAUAGGGAAGAACUAUGCUUUCUAUUGUACGACAAAAAAGUUAAAAAUAAAUGUCUAUAAUAUGAGGCAAUUUUAUUCCUCAAA